AUGAACAGAGAUUACAUUUACAGACCAGAAAACCAGCAAGACAUCGAGCCACGGGACUCCACUACUUCUCAACUUAAGCAGUAUGCAACAAAUCAGCAUUCAGCAAACAGAAGUGCCAGGGCAGUUCAAGGGCUAGGGCCACAGAUUGUGGCUAACGUUAAAGCUGUACCUAAAAACCCGAGCAGGCCGAAAGAAGCAUUUGUUGGAGGCCAAUUGUCAGAAGGAGUUAGUAGAAUGGCACUUAACAAGAGAAGAGAUGAGAUGGUCACUAACUUAACCAGCAGUAGAACUAGAUAUGAUCAUGCACUAACUCAACCUCCAUUACAGCACCUAAUGAGUAGAUCUACAUGCACUAAAGCUGCUGUUCAGAAACCUAAAGCACCUUCUAAUUUGUCACACAUAGAACCAAGACUUCAAUUAAAAUCUCCUUUGCCUAGUCAAACACCUAAAAUUUAUCCACCUUCAUCGACAAAAGGAAAGCAGGAUGGAAAGAAAAAGCCUAAAGAAAAAGUUGACAUGAGUGUGUUUGAGAACAGAGUUAAAACUUUUAAUGAGUAUCAGCCUCAUUGGCCCAAAAUGUUUAUAUCAUUCAUGAUAUUAGCAACGCAGGGUCUUUAUUUUAGUGGGAUUGAAGACAUUUGCAAGUGUUUUGAAUGUAAAGUAUUGAUAGAAGAUUGGAAAGCAUUUGACAAUCCACUCGAACGCCAUUUUAUUUUAUCACCAAACUGUCCUUUUCUUCGUAAAGAAUUUCUUGAUGAAAUCCACUCAAUUUGUAUGAGAAUUUUUGCCAGUUUUGCAACUCUUGAGUCUCAGCCUGUUGGUUGUAAUGAAGGCGAUAUCCAUCUUGUCAAUGGGACAUUUUUAAAUGAAGGUCGACUUGAAGUUUGCUCUAACGGAGUAUGGGGAUCAGUUUGUUAUAGUUCCUUUGACUUUAUUGAUGCAGUAAUAGUGUGCAGAGAUCUAGGAUACAAUAGUGGAGGGACAGUAACAACAAACUCUGCAUUCUCAGAUGGAGAUGUUCCUAUAGUGUUUACUAAUGUACAUUGUGAUGGAUCUGAAAAGAAAUUUUCUGAUUGUUCUAAAGCAGGCUAUUUUAGUGCCAGCUCUUGUUUAAGGAGCAGGACAGUUGGUAUAUCUUGUUGGGACGGUUGUACUAAUGGGAACAUUCGUUUAAGUGGAGGCAGCAGCUCUCAUGAAGGGACGGUUGAGAUAUGCUUCAGUAGCAUUUGGGGAUUAAUACAACAGGAUGGAUGGGAUACUGAUGAUGCAAAGGUCGUGUGUGAUCAACUUGGAUAUGAAACAGAAGAUGCAGAGCCUUUGCUUAAUUCUGAAUACGGUAAACCAAACAGGCCAAUAUGGUACUCAAAUUUUCGCUGCGAUGGACUUGAAGAUGAACUGGGUGAUUGCACAUCAACAUUGUAUUCUUUAACGCAAGCAAGGAACAAGUUCCCCAGUGCUGUUGUUGCUGGCGUCCGUUGUCAAGGCACCCAUGUCGUUACUCCAACCCUCUACUUCGCAGACCCUGGACUAAGUUCAAGAGAGAGAGCCAUACUCGGUGUAGGAGGGACAAUGAUUGGAGUAGCUAUUAUUUGCGUUACUGCAAUGAUUGUGGUCAUGGUUUGUUUUAUUGUGAGACAGAAGCGUUCUCGGAGGUCAGCUGACUUGGAACCUCUCACACUGCAAAAAACUAAAAAUAUAGAAAGUCAUCAGUAUGAGAACAAGACAGUAGGAGGAGUAGAUAGAAGGGUACAUCAAAGCAUGCCUUCUAAUGCUCCUCCUACUCAAAAGUCUCGAGGAAAACUACCAAAGCCUCCAGUUCAGGAGGUUGAGGAACUGUAUGAGCUAUCAUAAUUGUCAUAUCAUUUGUUAUUUUUUGAUGCAUUUACGAUUGUGUGCUUUUGAGUAAAAAAUUAGCAUUAGUAUGAUUGCUUAAAAUAUAG
Messenger RNA from Amphimedon queenslandica, 1940 nucleotides. RefSeq names its product scavenger receptor cysteine-rich type 1 protein M130-like. Bases 1 to 1851 code for a protein of 616 amino acids. NCBI's taxonomy places the organism in Eukaryota, Metazoa, Porifera, Demospongiae, Haplosclerida, Niphatidae. The transcript is spliced from 7 exons. Gene Ontology annotation, cellular component: membrane. The record is from RefSeq and is a predicted model, not a curated record.